UAAUUGGAAUUCAUCUCUAGUCAAACAACAUGGUGUGGUAGACAUCAUCCGCUUUCUCUUCUUACUAUGAUCUUGGAAACACUGCUUACUUGCAGUAUUGCGCUUGAUUUCCAGAAUUUCUUAAGGACUUAGGCCAACUUGAGGGUAGAAGUGAAUUACUGACAGGUGCUUGCACUGAAGGACCUGGCUCCAGAGUGCUCACAAGUUAUCUGUUUGUCCAAGUCAUGUGACAGUCAGGUAGCUAGGACUUUCAAUCCCUUCUUGUUCUUUGAUAUCUUAAAUCAGUAGUUCCAGGCGGUCUUCUUAGUUCACCACACUGACAAGCAGGGUUUUUUUUUUUUCUUCUCAUGAUUUUCUAGUAACUGAAAAGAUGAAGAGAACGAUUCCACAAUUACAGUAGAAUUAUGUUGUAUAUGUGAUGAUGGCCAUAGUGUAAAACAGACAGAAACAAUGCAGAAAGAAACAUGUUGGUCAUCUCAUUGUGGCUCAUGUAGCAUGACACAUUUCAGGAUAGGAAUUGUCCUGGGCAUCUCCGUUUUCAUUCCCCCUAAACUCUAUAAAGGUGGAUGUUGGGGUUCAAUUCAUUUCAUAAAAUUCUAGAGUCAACAAAAAACUACAGAGUUUGAUGAGAGGUAUCUUAAAUGGCUUGUAAGUAAAAAUACCUUGCUGAAACUCCCUUCAAAUCUAGUGCCUCUUGGCUGGGCACGGUGGCUCAUGUCUGUAAUACCAGCACUUUGGGAAGCCAAGCCAGGCAGAUCACUUGAGGUCAGGAGUUCAAGACCAGCCUGAUCAAUAUGGUAAAACCAUAUCUAUGCCACAUCUAUGCCUGGCUAAUUUUGGUAUUUUUACUAAAAUUAGCCAGGCAUAGUAGCAGGCACCUUUAAUCCCAGCUACUUGGGACACUGAAGCAGGAGAAUCACUUGAAUCUGGGAAGUGGAGGUUGCAGUGAACUGAGAUCAUACCACCGCACCCCAGCCUGGGCAACAGAGCAAGACUCCAUCUCAGAAAAAAAGAAAAUCUACUGACUCUUAAAUAUGAUGCCAGGUAUAUAGUAUCAUCUUCAAACAAUUGCUUCUAAUCCUCUUUCUUAAAAUAUUGACUAUAGCAACUUUUGAGUUUUUGAAACUUUCCCAGCAAAUUAGCAAACAAUCCAUAGGGCUGUUUAUAUGAGAAAUCUGGGACUUGCCACACAUAUCUGUGGAUCAUUGUUGCUCUGGUGACAAAAGAAAACCUGCUGUGUCUUUAAAGUAUACCCCUUGUACACUGAAGAGGAACUGAAACAGAGCACUUCAGAGUCAAUCGUGCUUUACAGUUUCAGAUCUUGAAAUUUCGAUUCAGAAGAAAUUCUCUAUACUGCUUUAGAAUCGCCAGGAUAGAAGAAGCAGAAGGAUUAAUGAGUAUAGACAUUGAUUUUAUGCACAUUUUAGAUGAGGUAAUUCUACUAAAAAAGGGAAAUCCUUAGACUGUCUAUGGUAGUUACUUAAUAAGAAAGUAAGGAAAGAAGAAACCUGGAUGCAUUUUCCCCUGGUGAGCUGCUUCACAUAGAUAAACUGACCAUGAUUUUAUGACCACUCUUUUUAUUUAUAGCAGUUGGGAUUACUGACUAGGAAAUAUAAAAAUAGUCACAGAUUUAGAGAGAGAUAUGCUAAGGCAACCCACCAAAGAAUUCUGAAGAGUAUAAUAAAAGGUCAUUAAAAGAAAGUGUAAUGCAGGCUUUGUAGGAGUGGAAAGAAUGUUUCUCACUGUGUGCUGUACCUAGAAACAAUGUGAAAAUCACUCUACCCUGAUACUACUUAAUAGAAAAUGUAGCUGUUGGACAGGUCAAAUGAAGUGGGUAGAGAAAAAAAACAAACUCUAGUCAGCUGACGGUCUUGUGCUUUGUGACAAGCUUCAUUGAGAGGUCAUAAAUGGUUGGGUGUGACUCUUUCUGAUGCAUUGGGUAUUGCUGUCACACGUUCUUCUGAGCUUCCUGCAUUCCUUCCUUUUUUACUUUUAUGUACCAUGAGAAUUUUUCUUUGACUAGUUAGAAUAGUUUAUUUCUGCUGGCCAGUGGUAGGGAUUUUGAGAUGAUUCCAGACCGGUAAGAUUGAAUGAGUCAAGGAAUGCAGUGUCAUGUCUGAUUUAGGGUUCAAGAACAUUUGUCUUUUCCCUCUGAGGAUACAUCACUUACAAGGAAUAAAUCAGCAAUCUUAAUAUAGGAGAUUUUCAUAGAUGCUAACAACUGACAUCAGCGUUUGUCUGGGUCAUAUUUGGAUCAGCGUUGGUGAUAUAACAGAGUAAAGCACUUGUUAUUAGUCACCAUAGCGAACUGCAUCCAGAAUGACGGUGUUCCAGGCAGGAGAUGAGGUUAAUCCAGCUCUGGAGUCUGCAGGCCAGUCACUGAUUGGGCAGCUGCUGAAGGCUUUUUUCCUCAAGUUCUGCUCAGCUCUAUGCUGAACUGGAAUGCUGGCUGAACUGGUCCUCCAACAUCCCUGGUUCUCCUGUUAUGACUCCUGUGUUGGUCAUGUUCGGAGUUUGACCUGAAUGAGAUUCGCCUGAUAGUUUACCAGGACUGUGAAAGGAGAGGCAGACAAGUCUUGUUUGACUCUAAAGCUGUUCAAAAGAUUGAAGAGGUGACAGCUCAGAAAACAGAAGACAUCCCUAUUAAAAUAUCAGCCAAAUGCUGCCAGGGGAGCAGCAGUGUCAGCAGCAGCGUCAGCAGCAGCAGCAGCAGCCUCAUCUCUUCCCACAGUUCUUCCGGGGGAUCUUCACACCAUGCGAAAGAGCAGUUUCCAAAGUACCAGUACACAAGACCAGCUUCUGAUGUCAACAUGUUGGGGGAAAUGAUGUUUGGCUCAGUUGCGAUGAGUUACAAAGGCUCCACCUUAAAGAUACACUAUAUCCGUUCUCCUCCACAACUGAUGAUUAGUAAAGUCUUCUCUGCUAGAAUGGGCAGCUUCUGUGGAAGUACAAAUAACCUGCAAGACAGCUUUGAGUACAUCAACCAAGAUCCUAAUAUGGGAAAACUGAACACAAAUCAGAAUAGUUUGGGUCCUUGUCGUACUGCAAGUAACCUAGGUCUGCUGCAAGCAUGCAGCAGCAAACUGCUGCAAGGGGUAGCUGAAGGAGGACCUCUCCGGCUCACCCGGAGUGCUUCUUUCUUUGCAGCACACAGCACACCAGUUGAUAUGCCAAGCAGAGGACAGAAUGAAGACAGGGACAGUGGCAUUGCUCGAUCAGGAGGCAGAGCAAGAUGGCUGAAGGAAGCCUCCACUGAUUGUCCUCCCUGCAGGAACACCAGAUCUGAAAACUAUCCACACACAAAAAAGCACCUUCAUAAGAAGCAAAAAUCAGCCUCACUAAGCAGUCUUUUGAUCACACCUUUCCCAUCUCCAAGCUCCUCUACAUCUUCUUCCAGCAGUUACCAGCGCCGCUGGCUUCGAAGUCAGACAACAAGUUUGGAAAAUGGCAUCAUUCCAAGGAGGUCAACUGAUGAGACAUUCAGCUUGGCUGAGGAAACCUGUAGUUCUAAUCCAGCUAUGGUUAGGAGGAAGAAAAUUGCCAUAAGUAUCAUCUUUUCCCUUUGUGAGAAAGAAGAAGCACAAAGGAAUUUCCAGGACUUCUUCUUUUCUCAUUUUCCCCUGUUUGAGUCUCACAUGAACAGGCUGAAGAGUGCAAUUGAAAAGGCUAUGAUCUCCUGUAGGAAAAUAGCAGAAUCAAGCCUCCGAGUCCAGUUUUAUGUCAGCCGAUUGAUGGAAGCUCUGGGAGAAUUCAGAGGAACUAUCUGGAACUUAUAUUCUGUUCCAAGGAUAGCUGAACCGGUAUGGCUUACCAUGAUGUCCAGCACUUUGGAAAAAAACCAGCUCUGCCAGCGCUUUCUCAAGGAGUUUACACUUCUGAUAGAACAGAUCAAUAAAAACCAGUUUUUUGCUGCCUUACUGACUGCGGUGUUAACCUACCACCUGGCCUGGGUCCCAACAGUCAUGCCUGUGGAUCACCCUCCCAUUAAAGCCUUCUCAGAGAAACGUACCUCCCAGUCAGUGAACAUGCUGGCCAAAACACAUCCAUAUAAUCCUCUCUGGGCACAGCUGGGUGAUCUUUACGGAGCCAUAGGCUCUCCAGUGAGACUGACUCGCACCGUGGUGGUAGGGAAGCAGAAGGAUUUGGUCCAGCGAAUACUUUAUGUCCUGACCUACUUUCUCCGUUGCUCUGAGCUACAAGAAAACCAGCUGACCUGGAGCGGCAAUCACGGUGAAGGUGACCAAGUUUUAAACGGAAGCAAGAUCAUGACAGCCUUGGAGAAAGGAGAGGUGGAGGAGUCUGAGUAUGUUGUCGUUACGGUGAGGAACGAGCCUGCUCUUGUACCUCCCAUCCUACCACCAACAGCAGCUGAGAGACAGAACCCCUGGCCGGCAGAGUUUCCUGAGAGCCCAGAGGGCACUGACAGUAGAGACCUGGGUCUUAAACUUGACAAAGAAGCUCACAGGAGGCCGGAGCAGGGUCCUGAGGCUUGUAGCACAGGGUACCAGGAGCCAGCAUCAGACGGUUCCUGGAAACCUCAGAAUGGCUUUUGUGGGGAUGAAAAAAAUAAAGAGUCACCACAAGAUGGCUCUUCAAGACUUUGCAGCUGUGAAGUUCUGGGGGCAGGAAUGAAGCUGGACCAGCAGGCUGUCUGUGAGCUGUGUAAGGUGGAGAUGCCUACGAGACUGCCAGACCGGUCAGUGGCCUGGCCUUGCCCUGACAGACAUCUCCGGGAGAAACCUCCCUUAGAAAAGGUCACUUUCCAGAUUGGGAGCUCCACAUCUCCAGAGUCUGACUUGGAAAGCCGCAUGAAAAAAAUGGAGGAACGGAUGAAGGCCUGUGGCCCCUCACUGGAAGCCAGCGUGGCCACUGAUGUGGCUCAGGACCCGCAGAUUUCUGGAAGCCCUUUCAACCCUGGCUCUCAGGAGAAUGUCUGCUGCCCUCAGAAUCAGCCUUUUGAGGGGGAUGAAGGCGAGUCUGACAAAGGUUUUGCAGAGGACAGAGGCAGCAGAAACGAAGCGACAGCAGUUGCUGCCGGGAAGCUCAGCCACACUGCCGACUCGGACGCAGCCUCUGCUGGUGUGGCAGGAACCAGAGGGAGGAGGCUGGAGGCAGCUAGAGGUUUGUAUGUGAAGGCUUCAGAAGGACCUGUGCUGGAGCCUGUUGCCCCCAAGUGUGUCCAACAGGGUCCUGGCCUGGCGGCUGCUGCAAAUAUCCCCUGUGGGGAUGCCAACAAGAAAGCCAUCUGUAGGACUGAAGGAGACAUUCCCCGAAAUGAAAGCUCGGAUAGUGCCCUGGGAGACAGUGACGACGAAGCCUGCGCUUCAGCCAUGUUGGACCUGGGUCACGGUGCUGACAGGACUGGAGGGUCCUUGGAAGUAGAGCUGCCUCUGCCAAGGUCUCAGAGCGUCAGCACUCAGAAUGUAAGGAACUUUGGCCGCUCACUUCUGGCAGGCUACUGCCCCACAUACAUGCCUGAUCUUGUGCUUCAUGGGACCAGCAGUGACGAGAAGCUGAAGCAGUGCCUGGUGGCCGACCUCGUCCACACAGUCCACCAUCCAGUGUUGGAUGAGCCAAUAGCUGAAGCUGUCUGUAUUAUCGCAGACACGGAUAAAUGGAGUGUGCAGGUAGCCACAAGUCAGAGGAAAGUGACGGACAACAUGAAACUAGGCCAGGAUGUCCUGGUCUCUAGUCAGGUGUCCAGUUUGCUUCAGUCCAUCUUACAGCUCUACAAGCUUCACCUCCCUGCUGAUUUUUGCAUCAUGCAUCUUGAAGACAGACUACAGGAGAUGUACCUUAAAAGCAAAAUGCUGUCUGAAUAUCUCCGGGGACACACACGAGUCCAUGUGAAAGAAUUAGGUGUCGUACUGGGGAUUGAAUCCAACGACCUGCCUCUGUUGACUGCUAUUGCCAGUACUCAUUCUCCUUAUGUGGCUCAAAUACUCUUAUAAGCUAAAGCUCAGGAUAGUUCUUCCUUGGAAGAAAAAAGUCAAAUUCUUGACGGAAGGAGAAAGGAAUAAGCUCUCUGUGAUGUCAAAAGCAUGAGAAGAGCAAACAGAAACAGUCAUUCCACCUUUUUCUGUUUUGUUUUGUGUUUUUGCUGUCAAGCUGACGCUUCAGUGAAGACUUAGGUUUACUGGACAUAAUGGCAUUUGUGAUUGUCUUGAACACUUCAGGCCAUUUGUUACUCAUGAAUCAACAAAGAGACCUUUUUGGUAGGAGGAAACAUAAGCACUACACUAAACACUAAGCUAUUGGGACAGAUUGCCUUGUGCUGUUUCGGCAGAAUAAGGAAAAGUGACUUGAGCGGAGAGGCCAACAGUGUACAUAACAUUCCAGUAGGAAACUGCUUCCAGGUUUGAGCAUGAGCUCCCCAAACUGGAGAAAACAUACUUUGCUAUACUUAGACAGUCAGAAUGCAGACUUUGGAUUCCAGGUCAGAGUUUGCUUUUUACACAAGGUGAAACGAAGAAAGCCACACUGUGCCAUCUUCAGCUCCAGUGGCGGUAGCAGUGACUAUUUGACAUAAAACAUGUAAAAGAAUUGCCUGUUGGAAAGAGUGCUUUAGGGACCCACUGUUUUCAUUUCUUUUUGGAGUUUACCUUGUUUCAGGUGCAGCCACAGGUAGGUCAGAGAUGGAUUGUUGGUGCAAUAAACCCAAGAAUCAAUGUAGCCUCUUAAUCCCAUCAAGAUGUAGUUUGUAGCAGCAAAGUGUACAGUCUGAAACCAUAUGUUUUAUCCUUAUAUUUUAGAGCUUUCAGCAGCCUUUUUAAGAGAGGCCAUUUACCAAAGUUAUUUCUAGAAGCUCAAGAGUGUUUCUGUUGGUAAGUUCUUCCAGCUGAAGCCACUGUUUUCUUAUAGUUAAUACAAAUAACUAUUUGUACUUUAAAAGGCACAGCUGUCUGGGUGGGAAAUGAAACCUGCAACAGUUCAGGAUGGCUAAUGAAAACAAUUAGCUUGAACAUCUAGAAAAAAAUCCAUAUAUGAUCUCAAUUUUUACAUUAUCAUUUCUGUGCCUUCUAAUUCCUCCAUCAUUUUCAAAACAUUUUUCCAGAAAUUAACUUACCCAUUGUAUAAAACCUACCAAAAUGAAUUAUUUCCCAAAGUUCAUGCAAAAAAAAAAAACAUUCUGUUAAUAUAAAAGAAACUCUAGUUUACUGAUCGUGAAACAGACUAUGUACUGAUAUCCAGGGUAAAGUAAAAGACCUUAAAAAAUUGGUCAUUAAAAGGAGCCAAUCUAGCAAAACUAAACCUCGUCAGCACUUUGCAGUUCUUGAACAGGCUCCGAUUCCCUUCCACUGUUUUAUGAAUUAAUUCCAGUUCUUUUCAUGUAUCUUUGUACCUAAGAAAUAUGCAGUAACUUCCCUAUUAGGGACUAGCAUGACUUCAAUUUUUUAUUUGAGAAAAAUCAGAAGUUACCUUUCCCCCUUUUUUAAAUGAUGCAAAAUGUAGAUAAGUGUAUUAAGAUUUGUAAGAACGUUAAUUUUCAUUUUAUGUCAUUCAUUGAAAAUGGAAAUGUUCAUUCUUUUUAAUGUUUUCCUAUUUCCUUUUGCCUAGCAUUUGACUUUGGUGUUCUAUAGUUCCAUGACAUCAUUGUUUGCUGUUGUGUUACAGAGAGAGAAGGAACCUCACCUGUGGCUCAGCUCACCCCCCAUCCAUUUCUCAUUACGUAUUAACUGUCAGAGCUGAUGUUACAGCUUUUACAGUUUAAAGCAUUCCCCUCAUCUCUAGUUCCUUUUUUCUUGUUUACAUGUUUUGGCACUUUCCCUCAUUCACCACCUUCCGGGGCUUCAUAGAAAAUAACUUGUUACAAAAUCAGUUCAAUUCUAAUGUGGACAUAGUGGCAUGUUGAUAAUUAGACCCAUAUAGGGGACACUGAGCUUUAAAUGGUUUGUUCUAAACUCUAUACAUUAAAAAAAUUCAGCCCAGAUCCCUCAAAGCCUGAGAUUAAUUUGCCUCUUAAUGUUCCAAAACUCACUCUUGGAAAAACGCCUGUUAGAAAACAGGUGGGUCACGUGUGGGGGUUGUCUCCGCGACACUCAGGAUUCCAGUCAGAACCUAAUCCUCAUGUCUAUUGCCUACAAAAAUAGACCAAGAAUGUUGCUGCUCUUUUAUAGUCCUUUAAAUAUUUAACAUUCAAGUUUCUUUGUCUUAAAUUCAACCUCUUCCUAAAAGCGAAAAAGAAAACAACUCAUGGACUCAUGUUGAGAUCCACCCGCUCACACAUCGUGCACCACCCAGUGGCUUCACUCUGGCUUAGCCGCAGAGGCAAGAAAGGGAUCCCACCCACUCCCAUGCCCACCUCAAGAAAAAAAAUAAAAUUUUUUCUAAAAAAGAAAAGAAAUCUACCUCAGUUGACAGGAUUCCACCUUUAGGGUUUCUUCAACUUAUUAAGUCUUACCUGUUGAGUGUAACUUUUGUAGCAUCUUGCUUUUCUAAGCAAGCUAGUGAGGCAUGACAGAGCAGAAGUCUGUAUAUGUCCCUGUGAUGGACCUCUUUCUAGCAUGUUGCAGUUUUAUUUUUAAUAAAUUGAUAAGUGAAAUGAAUGUAAGGUAAUUGUGUACGUUUUAGACUAUGACAAUGAAAAAUUAAAAUGUAGCUUCCAUACUUGUGCAUAAUUCCAAAGUAUUUUAUUUUUUAUCAGUGUUAAAUAGCUUUUUGUACAGGCUUCAAUCCAUUUUUCUGAAGUGUGCUGUUUUUUAAUGAAAGUAACUAUAAUCUUUUCACAUCCCAUGGAACUGCCGUUUACACACUGCAACUUUUUAAACUUAACCAUAUUUUUCAAAAUUAACUUUUUUGGAGGGAGAUAAAAAAAUCCCCGGCUUGCUAAAUGAUACUAAACUGUUGUUUGGGCUCUUGUAAUUAGGUCCUGAGAUUUUAUAAAAAUUUAGUCUGUAACUUUUUAGGUUCUUCACUAGAGUUGGUUGUACAUAAAAAUAAAGAAUAUAAAGUGACCCCAAAAUUCUUUUAAAUGUCUGGAUUUUUCCACUACUAUGUACUUUUGAGAGUAUUUUGUUCAUGCAUACUUUCACUGUUAAAAUGAAAAUGUCUUCAGCUUCUCUUGGUAAAUGUGAACAAUUUGUUUUUUAUUGUGCUUGGGGGAGAGGGCAUUUUAAUUUUUGCCUAAAUCAAGCAGUCCCCUCUGAAUGUUAAUUUUUAAAUGUCAAAACAUGAUGAACCAUAUAUCUUAAAGCAAGUUUGCAAUAUGCUUAAACUUAAGUGGUAUUUCAAAAAAGAGAAAAUUCUGGAAUUUGUUAUUUGAAGCUCUGUAAGAGAAAUUGAUAGGACUUCGUUUUUGAUCAGUUUGAAUGGAUACCAGUGUCAUUGUGUGGGAUUUUUUUUUAAACUUGUUUGUGUAUUAUUUUGAUCCAUUUUUCUGUGGCAUUUGGUGCAAUAAACCUUUUGAAUUUAUCUUGAACAUA
Molecule: messenger RNA, 9422 nt
Organism: Callithrix jacchus (white-tufted-ear marmoset)
Lineage: Eukaryota; Metazoa; Chordata; Mammalia; Primates; Cebidae
Source: RefSeq, a predicted model, not a curated record